Acaulospora morrowiae is the source of this 168-nucleotide messenger RNA. Lineage: Eukaryota; Fungi; Glomeromycota; Glomeromycetes; Diversisporales; Acaulosporaceae. The record is from the annotation of a GenBank genome assembly.
CUUAAUAGUUUUGAACAGAAGGAACUACACAACAGACCACAUAACAAUCCAAAACCAGAAAAUAAUAGCCCUACGUCCAAACCAGGCAGCAAGAAUCUUAGGAAUCUAUAUGGAAGGCUCAGGCACAAAAUCAUUUCAAAAGCAUCUAAUUCAAGAGAAAACCAUCAA